This is a messenger RNA of Aspergillus welwitschiae, 387 nucleotides long. RefSeq lists its product as uncharacterized. The transcript has a single exon. Lineage: Eukaryota; Fungi; Ascomycota; Eurotiomycetes; Eurotiales; Aspergillaceae. The record is from RefSeq and is a predicted model, not a curated record. The annotation marks the transcript as partial.
GUAGAAUUCUGUAUACUUUCACUAGCUGCUGUCCUUGGUGGAAUGGAGCAAGGAAGAAUCGAGGAAGAAGUCCAUGCUCUCCAUAUAUGUUGCCCAAUCUGCUCUUUGGCAGAUGCGCAGUCUACACCGUCUAUCAUUCUGAAUGGAGAUCAGGAUCUCUUGCGUGAGAUACGAUCAGUAUGUCCACACUUUUUGCACUCUGGUCAAUUUGGUCGACAUCCCGACAACCCCAUUUUUGGUAGGGUUGGAUUGGAAAUAGGUUUGUUAUUGGGGUGGAAUGCUGCUGGCGGCACGAAUUCUCAUUGGUCGUAUCCGCCCGCAGAAUCAAUGCCCAGCACGGCCACACUCGACCUUGAAUCAUAUGCAACUGGAGGCAUCGGAGGCUGA